Molecule: messenger RNA, 1971 nt
Organism: Dromaius novaehollandiae (emu)
Lineage: Eukaryota; Metazoa; Chordata; Aves; Casuariiformes; Dromaiidae
Gene: PXDNL
Product: peroxidasin like
Biological process (GO): response to oxidative stress
Molecular function (GO): heme binding; peroxidase activity
Source: RefSeq, a predicted model, not a curated record
AUGAACAUCUUCUCUCAGACAGUGACUGGCAAUGGGUGCCUACGGAACAGUAUGGGUACAGGCAACUAUAUAGAGUGCACUGUUUCAGAGGACUAUGAGUGCUUACUGAGUGUUGCACUUCAGUGUGUUCAUCGUCUCUGUACUGAUAACCAAACUUCUAAUCCCAAUGCAAAGUCGUUCCAGUUAAAUGGUCCCCCUCCGUACACUCCUGUCCUGCUGGAGACGGGGGUGCUCCCUUUUUAUGUGCAAUCCCCUAGUGCACGUGCUGGUGAAGACACAGCCCAGGGGUCCACACUGCUGAGCGACCUUGGCAUAAAAAGCGGAAAUAUGCUGAUGGCAGAAUUAGCAAUGUGUGAUCAGUGUGAGCUGGAUCGGAAUAGUAAUUUCUUUUACGAUGACCUAGUUUCCUCUCACUACCCCACUCUCACUGCCAGUUUUUCCGGAUGUACCUCUCACAGAGUAGUUCCAGAUUGCUCUGACAUCUGUUUCCACCAAAAGUACAGAAGCGAUCACUGGACAUGUAACAGUUCACGACACCCAGUGUGGGGCGCUUCUACAACUGAUUUUGAACAGAUCCUUAAACACACGCAUGAAAAUGGUUUUAACAUACCCUGGGGUUUAAAUCACACAUCUUUGUAUAGUGGUUAUUCCCUUCCACGUCCAAGGCUUAUUUCAACAGAAAUGAUUGAUACAGAGACAAUACAGCCUGGUGACAGAUACAGUCAUAUGCUCAUGCAGUAGGGCCAAUUUUUAGACUGUGACUUGGAUAAGACAAUGACUGCUUUGAGUAUGUCGUAUUUUGCCGAUAGUCAGCCAUGUAGCAUAGCAUGUACCAGUGAUCCUCCGUGUUUUCCCAUCAUUACUGCUCAUGAUGAUCCCCAAGUAUCAAAUUCAAAACGCAUGUUCUGUGUUUACUAGCCAGUUUGCAGCAGUGGGAUGCCCUCUCUCAUAAUGAACUCAGCUUGUGUGAGGGAGCAAAAUAACCACCUGACAUUGCAUACUGGUGCUUCUAAUGUGUAUGGAAGCUCUGAGAGAGAAUCUGAAGAACCAGGAGAUAAAACUACUCAAUAUGGCCUCAAAGAAGAUUUUCAUUGCCACACCAUGCUUUCAGCAGAAGGCUAUAGAGAAAACGAGAAUACCACAUUGAGGCACUGGCUACCCAAGAUCUUUGAGCAUGGCAUGAAGAAUGGAAAUUACAAAGGUUAUAACCCCAGUCUAAAUGCUGGAAUUGUUAAUGCAUUUGCAACAAAUGCUUUUAAGUUUGGUCACAUGCUGAUCAAUCUUGUUCCGUUGUUGAAUGAGACUUUUGGAGAAAUAGCACAUGGUCACCUUUUGAUUCACAAGGUCUUUGUACCAUCCUGAAUAAUCAAGGAAGGAGGCUUGAUUGAUCCUGUCCUGUGUUUUUUGUUUGGUGUGGCUGGUAAAAUCAGAGCAUCUUUUCAGCUUCUGAAUCUCAAACUGACAGGAAGGUUUUAUGCCAUGGCAUGCUCCACCCUGGAUUUGGCAGCUAAAGAUAUCCAGAGGGGGUGUGAUCAUGGGAUCCCAUGCUAUGCUGACUACUGGGCUUUUUUAACUUCAGUUGAGAAGUUUGUGGAUCUUCAAAAUGAGAUUAAAGACACAAAAAUUGGAGUGAAUUUUAAAAAACUACAUGGCACACCACUGAACAUCAGCUUGUGGCCUGCACUUAAGCAGGAAAGCAUAAUUCCUGGUACAAGAGCAGGACCAACUCAAACAUAAUUCUGUAAAUUCGUAAUUCAGUUUCAGUAUCUUAAGGAUGGAGACUGAUUUUGGUAUGAAACUCCUGGAGUGUUCACCACAGCACAAUUUCCUUCUUUGGCUUGCUUAUUUUGUGACAGUUGUGACAACACCCAGCAAGCCCAGCCUGAUGUCUUUGUAAAAGCAGACUGUUCUCAGAAACAGUCUUGCAAGAUGGAUCUCAGAAUGUGGCAAGACUGCUGCGAAGAUCUGUAA